Exophiala oligosperma is the source of this 1437-nucleotide messenger RNA. RefSeq lists its product as uncharacterized. The record is from RefSeq and is a predicted model, not a curated record. Gene Ontology annotation, molecular function: RNA binding. Lineage: Eukaryota; Fungi; Ascomycota; Eurotiomycetes; Chaetothyriales; Herpotrichiellaceae. The coding region runs from base 116 to 970 and encodes 284 amino acids. The transcript has a single exon.
CUUUUGUCCACCAUUCUCAGAAAGGCAACAUCGUCAACUUUUUCGAGGCAAAACAUUUGCGCUCUCGUACUCAGCAGCCAAACACUCGACUGACCGAUUUCUCAGGACCAGCGAAAUGGCUAAAAAGAGGUCUCACGAUCAGGUUGAGCCCGAUGUCGUCUCGAAGAAUCUCGAGUCUACAACCGAAGAGAAAAUUUCUUCAGCCAACAACAACAACCGGACAGGAAAAUCGAAAGGGCAAUCGCGGCAGGACAGGUCGGAGAGAAGGUCCAAGAAACAGAAAAAGUCGGCGGAUCAGUCUGAGCCAGCACACAGUGAUGCAGUGGAGAUUCUAAAGACGGAUGAGCACGAGGAGGCAGAGGAAUCUAUACCUGCGGCAGCAGCAUCUGGUGAAGAGAAGCCUAAGAAGAAGCAGAAAUUACGCGACCAGAAAGAGGAAAAGCACCAGUCAAGGUUCAUUGUCUUUGUCGGAAAUCUUCCUUUCGAUGCCACUGCCGCCCAGAUCAAGCAGCAUUUCUCUAAGCUUGCACCCACAAGCGUGCGAAUAUCGACAGACAAAACCACCGGGAAAGGCAAGGGGUUUGCCUUUCUUGAGUUUGACGUCUAUGAUAAGAUGAAAACAUGUCUAAAACUGUACCACCAUUCGAUUUUCGAUCCUCAACGUCAGCCUGGUUCACACUCGAAGGACGGAGCACGAGACGAAUGGUCCAAAGGCAGAAGAAUAAAUGUUGAAUUGACGGCUGGGGGAGGAGGCAAGAGCAAGGAGCGCAAGGAGAAGAUCAAGGCCAAAAACCAGAAGCUCGGAGAGCAAAGAGAGAGACAAAGGACCAAGGAGAAAAUUGAGAAGGAUGAGGCUGCUCGAAAGAAGCGAGAGGCUCCCGCGACUGGGCCAAACGCCGAUGCGAGCAAGGCGCCUACGGACGAUCGCGGGGCGAUCCAUCCAAGUCGACUUUCGCGAGUGCAGCACUGAACUGACAGGUCGGUUUGUUGCCAUGUAAUGCGCAUUGAAUAGAAACAAUACUUUUCAGAGAGGAUGUCCCAUUCGCACAUCACCUUGGACCACUGCUCCAUAUAUCAACGCCUGCAGCCCAGCUAUGUUGCACGUUAUUAUUCAUAUCGAGUUGCCUCUACAGUUGAAGGAUUGACUGUAACUUGGGCAAGACUCCCUGACGAAAGGAGCAAGCACUGAAGCCGGCACAUCUAUGUCCAUCUUUUGCAAUGCACCUAAAAGCCCCCCCAGUAACACAAAAAGAUCACAAGCUCGCUCAAAAAACUCCUAGAGGAUGGUGCAUCGCGAUUUCUUCUUAGUGGCGGUUGGUCGAGGAUUGAGCACGGCUCUGAGUCGAUGUUGUUAGUAUUCACCACAAAGAAGCAUGGCGGAAGUGGCAUGUCCUUACCUGAUCGCCUCGUCAAAGACGCUCUUCAGAUUCCGUUGCG